Daphnia pulex (common water flea) is the source of this 1430-nucleotide messenger RNA. RefSeq names its product ATP-dependent RNA helicase glh-2-like. The record is from RefSeq and is a predicted model, not a curated record. The transcript has 3 exons. The coding region runs from base 115 to 1260 and encodes 381 amino acids. NCBI's taxonomy places the organism in Eukaryota, Metazoa, Arthropoda, Branchiopoda, Diplostraca, Daphniidae.
GUCUUUUAAAUAAUAAGAGGAUAUAAAUGGAGGCAUAAACUUCACUUGCCGUGUUAGUACAGAGUAGUCGAGCAUCCAGCACAAACGCUUUUCAAGUACGUCCAACAAUAUUCCAUGUUGCUGAAACCUAUAUUUGUGGUUGCCCUUAUUGGGCACUGUUUGGCAAGGGCCGAUCCUAGUCGAUCGACCGCCCAAAACGACGCCAGAAAGCCCAUGUUGGUUUACGCCACGAAUGGCGAAGGGAAGACACUUGAAGCCGAGAAAAAGUCUGGAUUCCGUCGAAGCAUUCCUCCUGGUGCGGGAUUAGGAUUCGCUGGUGGAUUCGGAAACGGCGGAUUCAAUACGGGCAUUGGAACAGGAUUCGUGCCCAACGGUGGCAUGAAUUUCGGAACGGGCUUGGGACUCGGGACGGGUUUGCCGAAUAAUAACUUCAUGGGCAGCAGUUUCGGUCCUGUGGGUUUAGGAAAUAACUUCGUUGGAACUGGUUAUACGGGAGCUACAUUUGGUAGUGCUGGACUAGGAAACAAUAUCCUUGGAACUGGUUUUGCAGGAACUAGCUUUGGGGUAGAUGCAAUGUCGAAUCCAUUUGGCUACAGUAAUUCAAUGGUUUACUCACCUUAUGCAAAUAAUAUGGGUGGAUUUGGUGUCAAUACUGGAGUGUUUAAUCAACCCGGUCUCGGUACCAGUUACUGGCCUAAUCGGCAAGGUUUGAUGACCAAUGGGUUCAAUGGAGUGGGAAGUUUCAACGAUCCGUCCGGUUUUAAUAGCCUCGGAAUCAACGGGAACAGCUUUGGCGGAGUCAACUCCUUUAGAAACGGGGUAACUGGACUGAACGGCUUGAAUGGUAUCGGCACCGGAGUUGGUUUCAACAACAACUUUGGUAGUCUGAGUAAUGGAAUCAACGGUUUCAGCAGCGCAAAUAGUUUGAACAAUCGCUUCGGUACUGGGUUCAACAACGGCUUGAACAAUUUCAGCUCGUUCAAUACUGGCGUCUCGUCUAGCGGAUUCGGUAACCCAAGCCAGUUUGGAAUAAACUCCUUUGGUGAGAGCAAUUCUUUCAAGCGUUCACCUUUAGAUCCAACUUCACCGUACUAUAUUCAGCUCUACAACGCUGAAAACAACGAAGAAGGACAGGCUCAGUCAUCCAACUGGAACAGCCGCAACUCCGGGCUGCCUGCUACCAAUCGCGAUACUAGUACCGGUACAGUAACCAGUCACUCGGCUGGUGGCCAAGUCCGAAACAACUCCGGUUCCGUUUAGCGCCAUCUGAAAUCUCGAAAAUGAUUAUCCAAACGAUUCUGUGUAAAAAAAUAAUAUCUACAUUUUCUUCCUUCUUAUUGAGCUGUUUCUUGAAUCGAUGAAUGAUUAAACUUUAAAAUUGCACACUUCACACCAUGUUUAAAAGAAAAAUACACCCUUUUUUCAAUCAA